Molecule: messenger RNA, 6580 nt
Organism: Melozone crissalis (California towhee)
Lineage: Eukaryota; Metazoa; Chordata; Aves; Passeriformes; Passerellidae
Gene: NSUN7
Product: NOP2/Sun RNA methyltransferase family member 7
Exons: 11
Coding region: 8-1984 (658 amino acids)
Molecular function (GO): methyltransferase activity
Source: RefSeq, a predicted model, not a curated record
UGGAAAAAUGCCAGAUUCUGAAAGUAAUUUGGAGUCUUCACAUGUGGAUGUUAUAAAUGGUACUUCAGUCUUGAGUGAAACGAAAAUUUCGGAUGAGAAGGGAUCUGUUAAAAAAAGAGCAGUGCCUCACAUUGGGAAGGAUGGCUAUCCUGACUCCAUCUACAUAAAUGCAGCUAAGAUUUUUCAAGGCCUUCGUACUGAAAAGAGUUCAGGUAAAAUCCUGCUGCGCUACGGCGAUGCCUCGGGGUCUCCCACGGUGGCUUUUAAAGAUGAGCAGUCCAGGCGUGUGUCCUAUGAACUGGCUUUCAAAACUCUAAAAUAUCAAGAUCUUCUUGAAGAAGUGUUGGUAGAGAGUAAGGUUUACCCAUCCUACUCAAUACCAGAUGAGCUAACCAGCUUGCUUGUUGUGAUGCUUUGUGACCUACAAGACCGAAAAUUUCAAAACCGAAAGAUUUUUGCUGAAGAGGAAAUUGUAGCAGAAGUUCAGGAAAUAGGAAAUUAUUUAUACAGCUAUGAGACCAAGCUGGCAGCUGCACUAGCACGAUGUCGCAUCAAACAUGAUGCUCUUUCAAUUGAAUACUUUGUACCAGAAACCAUAUCAAAGCAGGAACAAAGGACUUCUGCUUUACCUAUCUGUUUUUGGAUAAACACAUUUAAAAUCAGCCUUGAAGAUGUUAUCAAAGAUUUGGAGAUGAAGGGAUUCACAAAGGUUGAAUCUGUGUCAGACUUUGACCAUUACACAUAUGCUGUGGACCAACAUUGCCGAGAUGUAUUGGUUUUUCCUUCCUCUCUUAAAGAAGAACUGCUUAAUUUAGAUCUUUCUGCAGAUUGCAAACUCUUGCUGCAGGACAAGUCUCGCAGCCUCGCCGUGCACUCCGCACGCGCGCUGCUGACUGAGGGUGCUGACAUUAUAAUGGCUCACUUGGGUUCCCACCUGACCAUUGCCCAUAUGUCAGUGCUGACAAAUGACAGCAGCUCCAGCAUUUUUGUUUGUGGUGUGAAAUCUUCGGCAAAAGAAGAAGAACUGAUGAACAGUUUCAGUCACAUGGGAUGUACAAAUAUUUGCUUGUUACAUGAAGACUUUACUGAGCUUCGGCCAACAGACCCAAGACUUGAAAAGGCAACAGUUAUUUUGCUGAUACCACAGUGCUCUGAACUGGGUGCUGGUAAUCCAAUGGAGCUUAUUUUAAGUGAACAUGGAGAUGCAGAUUUGCUACAAGACCUUUUCCAGGGAUUUGUGUCAGAGGAUAAACUGAGGAUUCUUGCUGAGAGGCAGCUUAAUGAGUUGCUUCAUGCACUGAAAUUUAACAAAGUACAAGCUAUUGUUUACUGCACUUGCUCAGUUUACCCAGAAGAAAAUGAACUUGUAGUGAAAAAAGCACUGGAAUCUGGAGUGGAGAGAGAUAAAGCACGACGCUAUAGGCUUAUUCCUUCUAUUUUUUCUACUUGCUCUGAUUCAGAGUCUUCCACUGAAAUGUUUUUCAAAAUAGAGCCAUCAGAAAUUUCCAGUGGUUGUUUCCUAGCUGUUCUAGAGAGAGAGAAAAAGGCGUCUGCUAAAGACAUUUUGGCUUCUGCUGCAGCAAAAGCUCUACUAGAUGGCAUUGUUGAAGAAAAACCAAAAGAAGAGGUGAAAAAGCCGAAAGUAAAACAACGUAGGCGUAAGGCUGCUGCUGGUGACAGUAAGCCAAAAGCUGCAAAGCUCCCUCCCCGCCCAACUGCAGCUAAGGUUAAGGCUCCUGUGCCUAAAGCAGCCCAUAAGAUACAAGAAACACAUGUGUGCCCCAUAUGCCCAAAAAGCCCAGCCAGUAAGGUGCAAAAAAACCAUGCAGGCUCCCCAAAAGAAAAGACUGUGCAAGAGAGAAAAGCAGCCAGUGACACAGCACAGGAGACUGGGCAAGGGAAAAAAGCAGCCAGUGAUACACCACAGAAGACUGGGCAAGGGAAAAAAGCAGCCAGUAACACACAGCAAAAGAAUGUGCCCUGAACAGACAGCUGUGUUGAGCUGAAGAAAUCUGUGAACCCUGACUGAUACACAGCACCAGUGAAAGUGCAGAAGCCAACAUCUCAUCUGUCACCUCUGGGCAAGGUUUUUGAGACAGACACCUGAUCAAAAGGCAUGCACAGAACAGAACAGGGAUGUACUGAAGCCCACAACAAUCACUUUGCCUUCACUGAUAACACCAUAUGAAAGGCUGUAAUGAAACAAACUCAGGGUAUCAACUUAACGUGGCUUUCAUGGCCAGACUGGAGCACAGGGUCCAAGUGGUUGGAUAGUUCCACCACCCUGGUCAAAAAUGGUCAAGCCAACUUGGCUGUAUGAACCUUCAGACUCUGCCCUCCCUUUGUAAAGAAGGUAAAGGUUACUGUAUCCUAAUCAAUAGUCUUAAAUUACAGUAUAAAUUUAUGCAAGGAUAAUCUGGCCUUAGGAAAGAUGUAUUAUGGGCUAUGUAUAUAGAAAUAUCCAUGUUUAGAUAGUAACUUCUCGUCCAGUAAUCAUACUUUAAGUGAAUGGAGCUCAGCUGCCUAAGGCCGAUAUAUUGUUGGGGGAAGUGAGGUCAAAAACCUAUAGCCUCUUGCUAUACAGUCUGAAGUGACAAGUUGAAUUGUAUACCCAAUCCUUCACUGUAUCUGAACCUGUACAGGUAAUCAGUGUCAAAUUGAUGUUUUUAAAGUGAGACUGAAUUUUUUAAAGUGGCUUUUCUUUACAAGUGCUAGAUACUAUUUUUGUGAGUUUCCACUUAAGACAGAUGCAUGGAAAAUAAGCCUUGUAUUUUUAAAAAUAGAUGUGAACUUUUGUCCAGGAAACUGGCCAAGUACAUUGAAGCCCAUGCAUAGGCUUUCUAGUGUGUGUUCUCUUGGUUUCUUCUUAAGUGUGCACUGAAAUACUAACAGUGAAAAAUAGAUCAAAUAUUCUCAUGCUAAGAACACUGAAUCAUCAUAUAAUGUCGCAUCAGACUAUGUCAUGGUUCAUAACUGCUUUUUAUCAAUUUCUUAACAGUUCAUAGUUGAAAAGAUCUGCUACUGUCAAGGUAACAUUUUUAUAAAUGUUACUGCUAGUCAGCUGAAUAGUGACUGGACAAAGACUAGCUGCCUGUCUUUGGAAACAGCUGUGGGCUUCUAAGCUGCUCCCUUUUGCUAGCAAAGAUAAAAUAACUGUAAAACAUCUGCAACUGUCUUGUAAUCUGAGUAGAGGAUAAAAGGAGGCACAGAGAUACUUUUAACAAUAGACCUGAUUUGUAUCUAGAACUUGUAAAAAUGAAAGAGACAGCACAACAAUACAGAAAGACAAAGGUAUCUGUGGCCCAGAAAUCUUCCUCUAGGCAACCAUUUCAGAUUCUUGGGAAGUGUUGCCAGGAGCAUCACCACUGUAGUGUGGGACUUAACCAGUUUGACAUACAAGUCUGGAUUUAGACCCAUCCAGAGAAAAUGUUAUAACAUCUCUAUUUUGUCUUCACCCACACCAGUCAGUGUUACGGGAUCAGCAGUACCUUUUAAAGAAAGGAUGUGAAUGAUAUUACCCCAGCAGUGUAGGCAGCUGGCUCUUGUUCAUCUUAUAAAUAUCUUUGCUUCACUGAAUCAGUGAAAUUUCUUACAGCAUUUUAAUGUGAGCCAGCUGUCCUAUACAAAGACAUCCCUCACCCUCUGCAUAUCCCUGUGAGCAAUCCAUGCUCCUUGCCUGCUCCAGUAAUACAGUGAACUCUACUCUUAUUUCGGAAUAAACUUGUUAGGAUAGAUUUAGACCCAUACACAUGCCAUGUGUAGAACCAGAAAAAAAAAUCUUAUUUUAUUUCAAAAACAUCUUGGAGGAGGAGGGAUUCUACAUGUUGGAUGGAAGGAAUGGACACUGUGGAGAUUUUUUUCCCCCAAUAUGGUUGUUAAAUGCUUAAAAUAAACUUAAGAGAUUCUGCAGUUAAAUAAUGAUCUUUUUAAAAAAAAUCAAGAUCUGUAUAAUUCAUUAUGAAAGUUGAAAUUACUUGUAAAACAACAUACAUGUGUCUAAUAACAGAAUUUCUGGGCUACUUACGUAAUAUGUGCCAUGAUGUCCCUCACUUGCCCUUGUCUUGCUUUCAGGAAUUUGCAUUUUUAACACACUAUGGAGGUUAAACCAGUCAGAAUCUUGAUGGCUUACCAAGAAUAUCAGAGAGUGAAUUUUUCAACUGCAGGUCAGCAGCUUACUUUGUAAGCAUGGAACAUCACAUGGUGGCAACACCUGGGACUGACUUCAGGCUUGUAGGUAGAUGCCUGUAACAGUCUUUUUUCAGUAAAACUGCAUCUUAUGUAACUACUUUUCUGUAAUCCAGUUAUUUGUCAUUUUCAACUAGAAACUAUUGAUUCAGCUUUCCAGAUACAAAAGUUCUCAGAGUACUGCUACUGCCUCUAAACCACCAGUAUGUUUUUCCCUUCCCUCAACCACCAUUCUGAACAAAAUAAUUUUGCAGUUUCAUGGAGCAGUAACAGGUGAGACAAUCACUUUAUGCAGCUAAAUUUAUUCUCAGAACAGAUUACAUUUAAAUAUGGAGAAGUGGUCAACAGCAGGGAAAACUGUCCUUUUUGUUGUCAGUCAUGUACUUUUAUGUAAGACUGGGCUCUGCUAAUAAACAGUGUUGUGUUUCCUUCUGUCUCACUGUUGUUAAAUCAAACCUGCAUGGGCUGAUGGGACAGCACAUGUGACAAUGUGUUAAUUAAUGUGCCCAAGAAAGGAGUAAUGCAUUUGGGGGUAAUGCUGAAAUGCUGUGCCCAUAAUGGCUCUUGAAAUGAGAAUGUUCUCUUUUCCAUGGGUGAUGUACUAACACUUUUAGAUUCCAUGAUGAAUGAUCUAUGAAAUGCUUGAUAAAAUUAAGAAAUGUAGAACCCUUAGUGACAGCCGGGGUGUGAGCUAUUAGAUACUCCACAAUUUUUGUUCCUCUGCCACUGAAGGGCAUAAUACUUCUGUAGGUACAAGUGACUCUGCACAGGAAAUAUAUCACUAAACCUUGUUUUAUUGUGAAUGGAUUCUGUGCUAUUCCUAUGCUAUUUUUGUCAUUCCCAGUUAACCACCCUGUAGGUGGCCUCCAUAGCCUUGCAUCUCCCACACCUCCUUGCUCCCCUGUAAAUGAAACAGUAAGUGGCUUAAAUAAAACCUACAGCCAGCACUACAGAUUUCAAAAGAAAGGCUUUUAUCUAUUAGUCAUUGACUGUGAAUAUAAAUCUCCUUGCUUCUGCAAGGGGGUGUGUUAAUGACAUGACUGACUGACAUGUGAUACCUCUAACUUACUGCUUGCAUUGAAAAAAAUUACAACAUUAGCUUUGCUUUACAUGAUUCUUCUACAGACUUCAAUAAAAAUGUGACUAUAAAUAAUUACAAAGCCUGCCUUUUUUAAGACAACCUAUAGUAUACAGAGUGGAGAAUGUUACAAGAGCACAUCCAGUAAAGACAAUACAUCAACAUAAUAAAGCAGGAUAUUUCAGUAAAAAUAGAAUAAAUAAAAUAAAAAUAUUUUAAGCUGUAUUUAACAGGUUAAGUUAGAAUAUGGCAUCAGACAUACAAGGCAUAGUGAACAUGGCUGCCGGCCUACAGAAUCACUAGGUAUUAUAAAAAAUGCAUAGAUAACUGAAGGGUUGCUAUAACAUCAACUAGAACAAUUGCAGUUGCUCAAAAACACACACACACCUCAUACAUACUUUUUUUGGCCGUGGUAAAAAGAGUGUCUGAAUAUAUUGUGAAACAAAAGAUAAUAGGCUUUGCAAUACUAGGCUCUGAUUCUGCAAACACCUGGGUGUAUAUUAAAUCUUUUGGAGAAUUAGGAGCUCUACUGAAGCAAAAAGGCCACGUAUAGUCAAAUCAUCAAGCACACUACUUAAAUAUUUGGAAAAUCAACAGCAUUUUGUUAACAGACAUAAACCUUUUAAAACAUACAUGGGUGAGUGAUGCACAGCUUUUCAAAUACCCUUCUGUCUUCUCCUCAGCCCUGCCUGCAGUUGCAUCCAUUGCUAAUGAAAGAUAACCAGAUGUUCUAGCCUUGACAACACGGAUGUAGAACCUUUACACUGCUGUUUGCCAAGUGUUGGUUUAGUUAAAGAGAGUCUGGAUCUCUCCUGGGAAGAAUCAGCAUGGUGCAGAUGCAAUGAAAAAAUUCCAUUAUACUGUUUAAAAUUAAUUCACUGCUGUACAACAGUUGCCAAUCUCAAAUCACGAUGUUGUCAGCAGGAACUUUAAAAAGAUACUUUCAAAGUAUUUAAUUUAAAAUAAAAUAAAAUGUGAAUCACUAGCACAAGGAUGAACAAGGAAACUUUUAACAUCACAAUCCUACCUAAGGGUACCUGUUAGCCACCACAGUUUGAGAGCAGUCAUCCCUGGAAAUAUUCAAGACCAGGUUGGAUGGACAGCUUUGGUGAAAAGUGUCCUCUGAUAGGGUUUGGAAUGAGAUGACCUUUGAGGUCUCUUCCAAACCAAACAGUUGUGUGAUUCUGUGCUAGAAGUGAGUUUUACACUGCUCCUAGCAGGGUGGCUGGGAUCAGGACUGGGAACUACAGAAGCUAUAUGCAAGCUGCCAUCCCCACGCUUUGUGCUCUGGGUUUGUUUGCACGCCCUCCCCUCCAG